This is a messenger RNA of Xyrichtys novacula (pearly razorfish), 16023 nucleotides long. NCBI's taxonomy places the organism in Eukaryota, Metazoa, Chordata, Actinopteri, Labriformes, Labridae. The record is from the annotation of a GenBank genome assembly.
GCGCGGAGGAUUUGAGUUUUGUUUGAAUGACUUAAGCCAAACGACGACGACACGACAACAACGGUGUUUUUAAGUUUUAGCAAUGUAGAAAUGGCAGCUUCUUUUAACCGGUCGGGACCAUCGGACUUAGAAACAUCAUCUGUAAACGACCAAUCGGUGUCCAGUCGAAGCAGUAACAGGAGUGUAAGAGUCGCAGAAAAGGAGAGGAGAAAAAACGAGGCGGAGGACCCGGUGGUUCUCGCCCUUAAGUACUUCAACGACGGUAAGACCCCAGCGAAAAUGCGUCGAUAGCAGAUGGUAGCAUUGCUGUUACAAGCUUGCCUAUUUCCGUCGUUUUACACAAGAAAAAAUGUUAAAACCCAAAGGCCAGUGCACACUUUCUGACUUUACUGUUGUUGGAUUGGGUGGGUUGAACAACAAUGACUUCAAGUGUUGCUUUUUGGCCUAAAACACAAGUCCAGCCCUGAAAUCCAGUUAGCAGCUCAUUACAAACAUCGUAACAAAAGCUCGACACCUCAGGCUCUUAUUUUGACAGACCCUAUGAAAAUUCAAUUCAAAUACAAUCUUGACAGAAAUUGCAUUUUAGAUGUUCAUUAAAGUCAUUUAAACUCACGGCCAUAAAGUCGUACUUACAGUCAAGGAGUACUUCACUGUAAGUACGACUUUCUGAAACUUUACACCAACCGGCCAUAACAUUAGGAACACCCAGUCGAACAAAUUUACGUACUAUUCACUCAGGUCAAUUCUAAGCUUAAUGCUUAGACUAUAAAUUAUGAAUAAAGACGCAGUGGGCGUUGGUAGUCUACUGGAAUGGGUUAAAUUGAGUGAUGUACCUUUUAUGGAAAUUGUAGAAACAGCUUUCAUUACAACACACUCCAGUACACAACCAGCAGCUACUACAACUUUAACAAUUAGUUUAAAGAACAGCUAUCACCUGACUGAACUUCUGUCUGUUUACUUAUUCUGUUCAAAAUUCAAUUUUAAAAGUGGCCAGCAAUAUUAUAACCUGACAACUGGAUUGCUUAUACCAAAAGUUAGUUAUCUUGGGAAAAAAAGUCUUUUGAUAUCGAGAUAAAAGGGACGUCACUGUGUAAUCUUAAAAUGACAGCUGAACACGUAAGACUGACAAAAGGGAUGUCAUUUGCCCAAAUGUGAUGUUGUAUACAGCAAGAAUGUUCAUUUUAAAACAUCAGAUUAUAUCUCUGUUAUAUUUAACCACUGUAGCUGUCUUGUGUCAAAGCAGCUUUACAUGGUUACUUAAAGGGAUAUUCCGGUGUAAAAUUAAUUUAGGGUCAAACACACUGUAACACCGAGUUAGACACACCCUUGACAGAUGAAUGUUGCCGACCACUUGCUUCUCUUGUUAAACCAACUUUAGUAACAAACACAGGAUAGCGAUACACAGCGGUCUGAGGAGCCAUAAACAAACCUCAACCAAAACACCACUCUAUAGCCACAAAUAAUGCUCAGAACAGCACCUAACUUCAUCGACAGUACAUAUAGGGUCCCAGCCAUAGUACGAGACACCAAACAUCUUCUUAGCUUUGCCUGAUUUCUUUAGCAAAGAGACCAAACACAACUCACCCACUCUCCUCCAGCAGCCGCUUGUUUGUAGUGAGACCUCAAGCCAGUCCAUAACGGACUACAGCGGGGUGACGCAGUUCAAGGAAGAAUAUUUAUGAUCAUUUCUUUAUCAUUUCCUUAAAGUAAUAAUCAUCAUUUUUAUCAUUUUGCACUGCAGACGCGGUAGUUCUUCUGCCUCAACGUCUCGGUUUGAUUGCAUUUCCAUGAAGAAAUGAUCAUAAAUGUUCUUCCUUGAGCUGCGUCACUCCACUAUAGGGCAAAACUUCUAGAUUUUGAUAAAUAUUACAUGCUGGUGUAAGUUUCAGUGCAGGGCAUAGUGCUUCACCGGUCAUUAAAAACCCAUGAGCUCAACAAAAUUAUUGCUCUCAUCCUCACUUCUAAAACAGAAAAUUGUAUAUUUAUAUAUAGCGAGACUUCCACUGUGAUUUUUAGUGAUGCAUGUACUGACCCAUUCAUAUUUCUUUCUUAUUUGAAACUAUCCCCCCUACAUGAGCGUGAGCCAGGUUACAGGGUGAUUGUUUCAGGAGAUUGUCAUUUUCACCACAAUAAGCUCAUUAACUUAACUUAACUAUGAAAAAGGAGUUGUCUGUACUUAUUCAGUAUGUGUUGAACUGAUGAAGUAAAACCUACCCUCACCAGUGUCACCUCUCUUCUCUGUAGUUGAAGCAGGUACUCCUGUGAACGGGAAUGAUGAGGUGGAAAAACAACUUGUGCUGGUGGAGAAGGUGGGCUACAGCAGAGGACUCUCCCCAGAUGCCAUCUCUGUCAUGCUGGAGUUUGCCAUGAGCCUCCGUAUGGGUAAGAUUCUGGCAGCAGCUGUGAACUGCGGGUUUAUCAUGGUGUUUCUAACAAAGGAAAUGAGAAUGACAACAAUCCAUUAUUUUCUUCUUUAGUCCAGGUAAGACACUUGAGAUGUUUUCCCUGGUUCAGGAUUGGCUUGUUAUGAGGAGUAAGACAGUUGUAGUCCCUUUUCUGAAGACCAGCCUCUGUCCCCUCUCCAAAGGUCCUAAAUCAACUUUUUGACAAUCUUCCCAAGGCUGUGGUCACCCCUCUUGCUACUACAUUUUAUCUCCAGUCAACUUUUAAUUCAUGUGCUGUGACACAGGUUUUUGCUCACAGGAGUGACCCUUUUUAGGAGGGUGUCAGUGCUUGUCUUUGGGACAGUUAUCAAGUCAGCAGCCUUUUUCAUGAUAAUAGUUGCAUGUUCUAAUGUCCACUAAGAGAAACAUGGUGUUUAAUCUGUUUGAAAAGUCACUAUGUCAGACUCAAAAUGAAAUAUUGUAUUUUUUGUAUUGUUUUGUAGGAUUAAGAAGUUUGAGUUUUUUUAGCUGUUUGCCAUGAUUAUUAAAAAUUCAGAUAAAAAGCUUGAAAUGUUGUAGUUAAUGUACAAUAUGUUCAGAAGAAAUCACAUGUUCAAUACUGUGAAUAACUGGAGAGAAAAAAAACACAAUUUUCAUUAAAUUUAAAUUACUUUUAGAUCUGCACCUGUGGUGGUUCGUCCUCUUGCUUAGCUGAUCCUGCCCUUAAGUGUUUCAGGUUGAAAAAUCUAUUUUAUCAGUCAAAACUUUACAAAACUAAUCUUUGGUAAAGGUAAAAAAUACAAAAAGCUGUUUAGACAAUGGACUGUUUAUGGUGUUGUCUGACACAAACCUGCAAAGUUUUCAAAGGUUUCUCUGAUUUUGUUAAUGUGAAUCACUCUUUCCCAGGAACCACUCUCUGCCCCAGAGUGCUGAAAUGUUUGAUCCCUGCCACGACAGUGCCACAGGAGGCUGUAGUUCGAGCCGUGGUUUGGCUGGGUGUAGGAAAAAUACCUGCAACAACACAGGUAAACACAAAUAUUUUAAGCUGUUAAGAAUUUUGUAUCUUCUGCAGUUACUUGUUGACUCAUGUUUGGGUGUAACUGUAUUAGCCCCGACUCAUUAUCAAUUUACUUUUCAUCAACAAACGACAAGAUUUGUAUGAAGAAAAAAACAAAUCUUUCUUAAGUUUUUUAUAAUUAUCAGUAACAGAAAUUUGAUCAUAAAAAGCACAUUAGAAAUGGAUGUUAUACAGUAUUAAAAAUACUAUGAGAUGAGUACAUGUUAGAUGUGAAUGUGUGUGUAAUUGUCAACAUUAUACCUCACUAAAACCUGUUUUUGUGUUUGUUUGUUUUUUUUUUGCUUGUAAAUUGUUUCAGGUCCUUUUCGUUAAGUGGGUGUUGACUGUAUUUGACAUGAUUGAUGAAAAGGAUCAGCUCCGUGCCAUCUACGGCUUCAUCUUCAACUUUGUCACAGAUGAAAAUCUGGUAUGUGUCACAUUUGUGAACACUCACUGUCCUCUUAUUUCAUUUUGUUUUUUGUCGAUGAAGCAGAUAUUUAAUGUUAAACACCACUGAAAUGACAGAAACAAUGGAAACAAUGCUAAUGAAUUAAAAUAAAAGGUAAUGAAAACUUGUUAAUGUGCCAUAUAAGUGCAGAUAAGUAAAAUGACGAUAUCACUCAUUAUGUCUAGUGCAGAAAUUACAGAUCUGCUACCAGGUUCUAGUCAGCAUUCAGACCCAAGGGAUGCCAAUCCAGCUAUCUCGUAUUAAAGUGAAACAAGUUCCACUGCUUUACCUUCAGGUUUAUGUUAUUAUAUUUGAAAAAAAUAAUGUCUUCUCUCUAAUGUGAAAUUCAAUCUACCUUAAAAUUCUGAGAUGUGAAGCUUUCAUUUUUAAUUAUUUUUUUCCAGUGCCCUUUCAUCUGUCAUCUGUUGUACCUUUUGACCAGAAAGGAGAGUGGUAAGUCAAACAUCUACAAGCUUUAAAACAUGAGCCACAUUUUCCCUUCUAUUUUUAUCCAUGAGUUUCUGUAUGUUGUCGUCUCAUUUUUUUCUGCCAACAUUAUUGACUGGUUAUCUUGUUCUUCCUGCUAUCAUAGUACGAGUCUUCAGAGUCAGGAAGCUACUGGAGCUGCAGUCUAAACUGGUAAACAUCCUGUGCCCUUAAAGCCAUUUAUCAAAGCCGCAACAUCAUUUCUUUUUUCAGAUUGAACGUCUACUGUGGGAUCAUUUUCUACACUCAUUGCAUUAAUUCCAUUAACUGUAACCCUUUUCACAUCGCUGGUUAUCAUCACAUUCUCCUUUGUUAGAACACAUCAAUCCAAAGAGGGAGAUGAUGGGUACAUGUGCCGAAUCCUGAUAGGUUUUUUUCUUUGUUUCAGGGAAGGCAGCCAUUCCUCCUGCAUCUUCUGUCACUGUAUAAAGUCUUUUGCCCUGAACUGGUGACACUCUCCAUCCCAUCACGAAUGAGGGUUUGUACAUGAACCAUGCAGCACUUACUGGAAUAUUCAUAUCAACAUAAUCUGUAAAGCACUGAGAGAGGUUUCACUUUACUUCUUUUACAGAGUGGGUUUAAGAACCACACUUCUCCCUGGAAAUCAGCAUUAUUGUUUGUCCAGAAGAGGAACGGGUCCCAGGUGUCGUCCAACGUCAGUCUAGCCGUCACAGUUAAAGAUAAGACCAGCACCAGGAAAAGGGUAAGGAGGCCUGCAGGUUUCAGAUGUGUCUGUAGUGUCUCGCCUCAUAUAGUCAUUCCUUCUGCCAAUGUAUCUCAAACUUUUCAUAAUCCUCACCACUAUACUGGCAUUAACGUAACGGUGUAACCUGAAGUUACUUUUAGAGGAAAAACGAUUAUAAUCACUCUGCUCUGUGUGGAAGCCCCGAGAGGCAAGUGAGGGGAGAAAAUAUGGUUAUCUGUAUUUUAAAGUAUUGUCCUUUUCCCUCCUGGGUAGGGGCUGAUUUGGAUACUUCCUUAAAAACCUUUUAGUUUUUUAUCGUAAUUGAUCUCACCAAAACUUUUUUCAAUGAUUAUCAGAGAUUUAUCAAAUUACCUCUGAAUUUUCUGAUCCGCAAUUUCCUCAAUCUUUAUCAAAAUUUAAUAAAGAAGAAAUUAAAAUGGAUUACCCUAGCAAAUACUUUUUAAAAUUAUUUCCUCAUGUUGGAAGUUUGGAAGAUUUAGACCAGACUUUUUUUUCCCUCACAUCUGUCACUCUGAUCGUGUAGGUCACACAUUGUACAAAAUGCUGAAUAUUUAAAGUCAAAAGAAGUCUACUAUAUUUAAUCAUCUGCUGUAUUUUAAUCUCCUCUCUCUCUUAGAAACAUCACCACCUGGAGUUGCCAAAAUUGAGUUCUGUUGUCAAUAAACCAGCUCAGACUGAGACGUCCUCCAGCAGAAAGCUGGUCCCCCUGACGCAACUCCACUCCUUUGCUCAGCUGCUGGAAAAUAUGCACCGUAUUGAGGUAAUUUCUCCAAGGUCUCAUAGAGAACUUCUUCAACUCUACUCAGCCUCCUCAGUUCAGCUGAGAGUCCCACAAACUCGGCACAGCUGGACUAGGAACAGAUGGAAUAUCAUUCAUCCAUAAGAUAAUUUAUCAUCUAAGCAGAUGAAAGAAGUGCAUUUUAGUUUCUGAAUGGCAUUCGGGGAUAAAAUAAGUCUGUUUGAAUUGUGUUGUAUCCUGAUAACCACUGGAUGGUGCUGUGCCACUGCUGCAAAUCUUCCAGAGAAAAACAGAGCACACGUGGCUCGAGGCUGUGACUGCUUUAUUAGAUUAGAGCACAAACCAGCUCCACGGGCACAUUGUUAAUCAUUUCUUUUACACAGGCUCUUGUUCUUUUACGCUGUUGUUGUCAGUUGUUUAUCCAUCUUUUACGAGUGAAGAAAGCAAAAGGCUGGAGAUGAUGUGUAUCUGAGCGAUGCACUGGAAGAAGUUCCCUAACAUUUGGACAUUUACAGAGGAGCUACUCUAUAAAUGUCUAUUUGUCCUGCAGUUUCAGUGUCCUGAUAAACUAAUAUAAGUCUUUUCAAACGGCUGGCAGACUUUAUGGGUCAUGCUACAUAAAUUCACCUCUUUCACCAACCGCAAAGCCAACGUGCGCAAUAAGGCUGUGAAUGGCGGCGACAUCAUCAUGUGUCUUUAUUGCAGGGCAACCUCGUGUGCCUGAAAAGACAGAUGAGUGCAGUCAAUCACACUCAUAAAACUAUUCAGGAAAAGGCGUCGACAAAAUGAUCAUUGAUUAUUUUCCUCAUCGCGCCGCACUCCAGUUGUCAAAAGCUGAAUGGAGCUUUCUCUGUUUAAUGAUACACUUCCUCGGUAAUUAUUGAAGAACUGAGCUGUGUCCAUUCUCAGUCUGUCUCCUCCUCAUUCCAAUUUAUUUAUUAUCCUGACAAACUCUCCAUAUUGGGAGGCAGCUGUUCACGCACAAUGAGGGACGGAAUAAACUGUCGUGUGUAAUGGGAGAAAUGUCCUGGCGCUGGCAUUAUGUGGAUUACUGGAUGCUGCUGGAGUAGUGGAUUUUUGGCUCACUCAGUCAACACAAGGACAUGAACAUCAGUUUGUUCUUGAGCAGGUUAUCAGAUUGAUAAGAAACAAACUUGGAAGAACAAGUGAUGCACCUUUUUGAGAAGGUGGUUUGACUUCCUUGAUAGAUUCCUCUUCGAUCUGCUUACAACUUAUAAGGAGUUUCUUUUUUAUGUGGUCUUUUUUCUUCAUAUUUUCUCCACCAGCUGCCUUCUCAGAUGGGCUCUUUGCUGGGCUCCAGCAUGGCUCUGCACUACCUGGACUGUGUACAGGAUGAGUCUGCCCUCCUACGGCUCAACUUCUGGCUCGGCUACUCUCUCCACGAAGGUAAGGGAGGAGGGAAGAAGCAAGCAACAGCUGUGACACUGUCUCUGAGGAAGACUCCUCCAAAGCAAACCUGACCCUGACUUGAACCCUAACACAUAACCCAGUUGGCAUAUCAAAGAGGUUCUUUGAGAGUAGGCUCUUCAAGAGGCUGAGUGGGUGGGGGGGCUCUCACUGUGUGGGGACUGAUGAAGCAAAUUGCAAAUCCUCUGUUUACCUCUUAUUCCCUUGGCUUUCUCAGUAACUUAAAUUCUCCCUUUUUCUAUUUCUGUUAAGAGUUUUUGUUCUGCAGCGAUGGAGGAGCGUCUCAGUAUUCAGAGGAAGUUCUGCAGUUUUUGAACAGGUUGUUGUCUACACAGCACUUCCUCCAGGUGAGCCCAAACUCUCAGCCUGCACUCACACUUAUUGGUUUAAAGUUUCACUCAUUUGUUCAUGCACCGUGUCCACACAACAACAGCUUUUUGUUAUGUUGAAAAUAUGGAACAUUGCCCUGGACCCUUAAGAUGGAAAAGCUUGUGAUAAGAUAUGAUGCUUGAGGGAUUAUAAGCUUUCUCCAAGACUUUGAAAACAAUGACAAAGGUUGCGUUCAUACUGCAGGUUAUGAUGCACAAUUCAAGAUUUUUUGUUAAAUCCGAUCUUUUUGUGCGGUUGUUCACAUUACAACAACAAAUGCGGCAUCAAAUGUGAAUGGAAUGCGUCCAUGAAGUGACCUGCAUGCGCACAAAGCACAAAUUGCUUUCCGCGCCUGUUUAUGUUGUCGAACAAUGGUGACGUUUGUCGCAUAUUGAUGACGUAUAGGUCGGAUGAACACGCCUGAGCGUCCACACUGCAGUCACAUAUCGGAUUUAUAUCCACAUACUAAAGAGGCCUGGGUUGCAUUUGAUAAAAUCAGAAUUGCACUGUUCACACUUAUAUGAAAAAAUCAGAUUUGUGUCACAUAUGGUUAAAAAAUCGGAAUUGACCUGCAGUGUGAUCACAGUCUAAGUAUGACACACAUGCUUUCUGUCUGAUUUGCCAAAACCACAGACCAUGAAAUAUGGCACAACCGCUUCCCAAGAGUGAAACCAAAAUGUUUAGAGCUCCACCUGGUGGCUGGCUGUAAGACAGGUCAAAAAGCCAGCCUCUUCCAUUUUAACAGAUAGGAUUCAAACUGGAAACAUUAAAAUUCAUGUCAAAUACAUUUUUUCUCAGCCAUUCUUUGUGUCCCAGGAAUAAGUUCCUCUGGUGAUUUAAAUGUCUGUUCACUUUUUGGAGAAGCUAAGUUUAAAUUAGCUAUUUGUUCAAAUGAAUAAUUGACAGCUUUGUUGAUAAUUGGAGUAGAUGCAGGUGCGUUGUCUAAAAUAAAGUACAGUCAAUGGUCUAAUUAAAUGACACCGACUAGUAAUUUUAUUUACUUUAUCUAAACAUAUGGAUCAUUUUGACCAGGUGGCAUGCAUAUAAAUAAAGAGAGAUCAUUUCUAAAGUAGGAGUAGUAACUGUUCUAUAUUGCCACUUGGAGAUACUGGUGUUGUGCAUGUCACCUUGGGCCUCUCUUAUCCAACCCUCACACCUGUCAUUCAGUACUUCCUGUAUUCAUCAGCAUUCGCCCACAUGUUCAGCUGACACCUGCUUAGAAACUGGAAUUAAAUCCUGAUUUCACACACACCUUCCUCCAUCAGGAGGGCUUCUCCAGCUCGGAGGCUUUUCUCUACAAAUUCCUCACCGUUUGGGACGGCGCGCUCUACCGCCCGGAGAUCCUCGGCUUGCUGAGCAACAUCCCCGUCAUCCCCAGCUCCCGUGAGUUUCGUUUGUUUGUGUGUUCAUUCUCUCCUUAGCGUUUGUUUCUGUCAAACAUGCAGCGCACGCACAACAGUGAAACUCCACAGCAUCGUUCUCCUCUUUAGUAGAUUAAAAUGCCGCCUCGCUCCUAUGCAAUGUUAGACUUGACAUUGGAUGCAGACGGAUUUGCAUUGUGGUGCGUUGGAUUGCAAAACUUGAAAAACUAACCACUUCUGUCUCCUUCACUUCAGAGAUAGGACGUCUUCUCUUUGAGCCUCUCAUGCAGCUCUUCUUUACAUCCUCCCUCUUUUUCAAGGUGGGUUUACCGCUCUCUCUGAGACAGGAGUGAAAUGAAUUUGCUGGUGCUGCUCUACUUGAAUUACAAAAACCUUCCGCUAUGAGUUAAUAGAGAAGACUAAUAGUGUUUGUUUUGUAUUAUACAGCAGUUAUUAUGGGUCCUUUAUUUGCUUAGUGUUGAAAUUAGUGUGCUUCGUCAUUUUCCUUUUGUUGUGUGUGUAUAUGUGUGUACAGUGUGGACUUAUAGAGUGUCUGAACAACAUGCUGUUGAAGUGGCUGACCUGGCACUCAGUGUAUGCUCUGGAGGAUGAUCUGGACAUCAGCCUUCACAGCCACACCUCCAUGUGAGUCUCGCAUCUACUCGCCGUAUCUUGUUUACGCCCUGAGCACAAAUAAGCAACAGAUCUGAAACACUUUGUUUGUUACUGGAGCGAGCAAGGGUCAUCGCUCUUCAAGCUUUUACUUUCAGUCAGAGAAAUGCUUCCUCAACUCUAAUCAGUCUCUACAGAUUUAAUCAGUGUUUGGAUGUUAGCUGGGUUUUAUUCCCUGUGGGUUCGUGUAAUGAAAAACCUUUAUAGGUGUCACGGGUCAUCGACAAAAUCUUGUUACAUUAAAAAGCUUAAAUGGUCUAUUAAUUUAAGGUGUUGCCUAAUUUUGGUUUGAGUGAAGAACUUUCCAAAAUAUCUAGUUUUAUUGGAUAAAAAGAUAAACUGUGUCUUGAACUUCAUGCUGGUCACGCAGGAACUUUUUGCCUCGGCCUUCUAUUAAACACGCACAACCAGAGCAACUAAGGUAGAAGUGCGUAUUGAUAAAUUUCCCCUCGCGGUUUGUAGCCCAUUUAUUCAUCAAAUCCUUUAAAUUGGAAUCCAUUGGUAGACAGAAACAGCCCUAUUAUCCAGAUAAAUGAUUUUCCUGCUACUACAGAAAAAGGCAGAGUUGGUUUUGAUUAAGUUUUAAUACCUGGGAUUCAUCAGUAUCGAGCCCUCACAUUUGUAUACCUACAAUAAAUGAUCUAAUAAGUGGAGAGAUCCAUUCUCAUUCACUCCUAUUUUUAAACUCACCUCUAGUAUUUAGUGAGAGUAAAUUUGAUUAGAAAUUAUUGACUGUGCAUUGUGUACACUUGAGAAACUUUAUUCCUGAUUCAGUGAGUGUCCUGUGAGUUAUAAUGAACAGUCUCAUGCCUAAUUUCUGAGCAUUUUCUGUGUGUCAAGGGCAAAACAGCUGACUGGUGGUACAAGUUUCACCCGGAAUCUCUCAUGGUGUUUGGUUAAAACUCUGUGACUCUCUCUUUUCCGCUCUCUGCCCCAGAAAUAUGACUCUGUCAGGGUUUAAGGAUUCGGUGAUGGAGCUGGUCCUCUUUGUGGGUCGGCUGGCUUCUGUGGGGCUUCAGCUUGAAGGCUGUCACUCUGUCCUUCUCAGCUUUGUCCUGGACUUCUACGAGACGGUAAGUGAGCCGAGAAUGAUGAUUCAGUCAGCUUUGUGACUUUGUAUUCUGGACAUGUGAUCCUCUUUGUGCAAAACAAUGUACAUACCAUUGAAGGACAGCGGUCCUCCAUGCUCACCUAAAAACUUUGGGAGUGAAAUUAAAGCUUCUGCUCAUAAAUUUUCAAUCAUAGAGUAGUUGCUUUAAAUUUUUGGUGCUAAUUUUUGAAACUUAAAGGGAUAUUCCAGUGUCAAACUAAGUUGGGGUCAAACACACCGUAACACCACGAAAAGACACACUCUCGAGAAAUGAAUGUUGCCGACCGCUUGCUUCUCCAGUUAUACCAACUAUAGUAACGACCACACGAUACCAAUACACAGUGGUCUAUGUCUCCACGUGCAAACCUGAACCAAAACGCCACUCUAUAGCCAUAAAUAAUUCUCAGAACAGCACCUAACUUCACCAACAGUACAUAUAGAUUCCCAGCCACUGCAUGAGCCACCAAACAUCUUUUUAACUUUGCCUUAUUUUUUUAGUAAAGAGACUAAACACAACUUAACCACUCUCUUCCAGCAGCCGCUUGUUUGUAGCAAGACCUUGGACGAGUCCAUCAACGACUGCAGCGGGGUGACGCAGCUCAAGGAAGAACAUUUAUGAUCAUUUCUUUAUCAUUUCCUUGAAGUAAUAAUCAUCAUCUUAAUUAAUUUGCACUGCAGACACAGUAGCGUCUCUGUCUGAUUGGAUUUCCAGGAAGAAAUUAUCAUAAAUGUUCUUCCUUGAGCUGCGUCACCCCGCUGUAGUCCACAAUGGACUACCGUUUUUUGUGUGGAAGAAUAACUCACUGCUUUUCUUUCAGAGUGUUUAUGUUUUGAGUUAUAAAACCUUAAAAUGAGGUUUCAAUUAGCUUCAUAAGAUAUGGUUUUGAUGGUUUAAAGCCACAAAGCAAAAAAGAUCAGCGGUAUGAAGUCAUAUGAAUAAAUACAUGUGUUUAUAUACAUAUGUUCAUAUAGAAACGCUCUGUAUAUUUCAAAGAAAGUCUUAAAAAAUGUGUAGAGUAAAUAAACUAAUAGUCAUAAUAACUAUUGUGCAUUAUAGGAUGCCUUUGUUCCACAUAGAAAGAGCAUUCAGGAGUAUGCAAGAAAAUUAAAGCUUUCCUCUCAAGCUUGUUACGCAGUUGAUCCGUGGGUUGUAGUUCAUUGGAAAGCAGAGCAAAAAAGUACAUUUAAUAUACUUGUCACUUUAACCCUUCUGUGGUUGUUUUUCCUCCUCUAGGCGUGCGAUACAUUUCUGAAGUAUGGACUCCCCCUGGUCUUGUUGCCUCCAUCUGGUGUCUUUUACCCUGCCCUGCUUGCCUCUGACCCUGUUAGCGUGGACAGACUGGCCUACAUCAUGUACAGGUGGAGACUUCACAUUUACCAUCCAACACCCCUCCUGAAGCUGACCACCAUGGCAACAUUGUUCACACUCUAUAUGUAGUGUGGCGUAUGUGUUUAUACAUAUUUAAUGACUGAACUGCACCGCAAUCAAACAUGACAUUAUUGGACCUCUGUGUUCAUGUGUGAUAAUGAGAGGCUAACAGGCCAUGUUAAAUUCGAGCAUCAUUUUUAACAUCCGUUUUUUAAUGGCACAAAUCUUCACAGUGACGGCUAAUUUUGAACACCCCGUGGGGCUUGAAUAAUUCAUCCCUGGCGGAGUGUAAAAAACGCUGUGGAAAAAUGGAAAAUUAAAACAUAAUUGCUUUUUAUUUUUCUGACAGAUAAUUGAAAGAAAGCUAUUUGUGCGGUAAUUCAUGUUCAAAGAGAUCAUCAGUCCUUCUCUCCCUGUCUUUGAUUCAGGUACAAAGCGAACCUGACAUCAGCCAAGAAUCAGGAAAAAGUCACAGAGGUACAAAAAAAUUAUUCUUCUUUAAUGGAAAAAUUAAAUGAAUCAUUCAGUUAUUUCUGUUUCAUUGAAACUGUCAGUCUGUAAUUUGGUCCAUUACACACACACAAAGCAUUUGACAAACAAUGUGGAGGAAAUUAUUAUUUUUUUAUGAGCGGUGAUUUGUUUGAAAAGCUAAUUUGGAGGUUAUCUCAAAUCCUGGAAUUUAAUGCAGUUCUGAGCGUCUGCUCUCUUUUCAAGUGCGACACUGUUUGUUUUGAUUUAGUCGAGGACUUUAUAAAUUUUACAUCUCUCACUGCAGGUGUUUGGGAAUUCACAAGCAUUCACCUACAAAUAACCUGUAAUACCCUCUCAGAUGAGGACUUGAAAGGUUGUUGAGUUUAAUACCUCUGCCACUGAAAGCUGUGAAUAAACAGGAACACGUCAGGCAGCCAGAACUGAUCUUUUGAAAUGUCAGAGGCACUUUUUAUUAAGGAAAAAUGGAAUGAAAUGGUAAAUGGCAUCCAAAUUAAUCAAGACAUCAGACUUGAAACUGCAGAUAUGGACGGUGGUUUCGUUCUUCAUUCCUUUUUCUGAUUUUGAUUACCGAAUCUUAUUGUUGUCGUUUUUUAGCAGGCCUUUCAUAUCAGCCGUCAAACUUUCCGAGAGUUCAACAGCUACAUCGCUGUGAUGGCGAAUUACCUGUGGAACUCCAGAGUGUUUCAUCCAGGGAUGGGAGUUCAGCUGGAGAAGGAGCUGCUACUGAAGAGUAACGUACCAGAGUACUGGACGAGCUUUGACCUCAUCCACCACCCAGCCUUCAUGAGCUACGCCAUUGACUUUCAUCGAAAGGUGAGUGUUGGCCAUGACCUUGUAGAGAAGAUGACAUAGUUUUGUCCUGAUCUUCUUGAUGAGAAGUCAAAGGUAAAACCCCCUGUGAUCCCUCCAAAGUCAGUUUUGGGCUACAACUUAAAAACUGUUGAGCUUAUCAUUGAAUAUUCCACAAACUGGUUCCAGACGUCUAAAACAAUCAAAUGUUGACUGAAUCAAAUAUGCCUAAAAAAAAAGCUCCAUUGCAAUCAUUCCCCUCCUGUUCUUGCUCAUGGAAUAUAUCAGGUCAGCCUGCAGGGGAUCUCCCUAGAUGUGCCGGUUUGGGGAUUAAGGGUGACCAGGGAUCCCAAAUUUAGCGUGGUAAAACCUGGCAUAUUUAUUUUUCUACUGUAAAAGAGAAUCUUUCCAUUCGCAAAUAGGUGAUAAUUAACCCUUUUUAAAUACUUCUUUUUGUUACUCUGUCUGCAAAAAAAUCAGAGAAAUAGACAGAUUUUCCAUUUUGCGAGUAAAUUUUUAGAGUUCCAUUGAGCACAUGAGGGGUGAACACUGACUAAAACUGUUACAUUAUCAAUAAUCGUGCUGCAUUUUUAGACGCAGCUUCUUUCCCCUGUUCCUCUGCUGUCUGCAUGUCAGAGCUUCAUUGGGACAGACUGACAUGCAAAAUUUGCAUUUACAUUUGAACACACAUAGCGACCUAAGCACCCCACUCGUAAAGGCUAUAUUGUUCUUGUUGCAGCAAUCGCUGGUUGGAUUCCCAGCCUUGACCCUUUGCUGGAUGUCUCCUCACGUUUCCUGCCUCUCUUUAGCUGUCCUAUCCAACAAAUGCUGAUUACUUUGAGUAGCCACUGUUUGAGUUUGAAGCACAAAACUGAUCACAUGUACAAAUGAAUUAAACAUCAGUAUGUUUUGAGGAUGUUUGUUGAGAAAGUAUCUUCACGACAGCCUUAAUCCUCCUUUAGUUUAGUAUGCUUCUGCACUCAGUGCUGUACUGAAAUGGACUGGUGUCUGUUUAAGGUGGAUGAUUGAUCCGUAUGCUGCCACUCCGCCCGGUUUAGUUAAUAGCCCAGCAGAGAAGACUUGAAGACAAAUGUAGUAUUAAUGUAACUUUUAUAGAAGAUACAUUAAUAGAGAAGGCCUCUUAAGUAUUAAUGUGUGCAGUAUGAGACGUGGGUUUCAUCGUGUUUAAUAAUACAAGCACCUCUUCUUGAUUCGGUCCAAACGCAACAUCCAGCAGUGAUCUUGUGAGAUUUAACUCAGUGGGCUGACAAUCAAUAUUAAUGUUGUCUCUUUCUCAGUGCUGGCCAGGGAGAAAGGACAUGGACCUCAAUUCCAUAAAGGUAUGGCAGGUCUCUUUUUCCUUCCUGCACCCACAAUCGACCUCCCGUGUAGUUUAAUUUGCAUCAGUCACACUUCAGAGAUUAAAAGAGCCUGCUUUGAUCAUGAAAAUCUUCAGAUGUCUCAGAUCUGUUUUCUUUGUGUGUGUGUUUCAGCUCUCCAAGCCGUGGGGCUGGUACCUGGAGUAUUUGUUCACACAGGGGUUCGAUGGCCUUAAACUGUUUUUUCAAGGCAAUGUCCGCCAGCAGAAGGCACAAGGCGAUGGGCAAGGCGACAGCACGCCCACACAGGCGAGGUAGACGCUCAGCUCAGCGAAGAGGGAGAACAACCCUUGGCUUCCUGCCACUUUUUUUUUAAAAAGACUUGUACAUAUUUUAACUUUCUUUGUGUUCAAAGAGUCAACAUGCAAGCUGUCGCAGUCUUCUCAUGUACAUAGAUAUACAUGUGUUUAUCUUUUAGGUCUUUUUUGUCCUUUCCUCCAACAACAGACAGUCACACUUCAGUGGUCAUCUACAAGUAGUCAGUUUAAGUUAAAACACAUUUAACAGGGAUGAUUAGGCUUAUUGCAAAAAAUGAAUAAGACACCAAAGCGACUGUAACCCACAAUAACUUGUUACAUAGGUGAGGAAUAUUUACAAUAUCUCUUCAUGUCACGAUCCACAUUUGUCUUGGCUAAAACUAAAACAGCACAAGUUGAACUUUUGUUGACACGUCUUUCAGGUUUUUGUUUUUGCAGUAAACUCAGUCAUUCCUUGUUUAGUGUCAACACUCCCACCCUUCACACAUCUCUCUUUGGCUUACUCGUUAUCGUUUCUUGUACAGCUUUUAAUCUUAAAACUUUAAACCCUGAUAUUUGCACUCUGUCAAAAAUAAAAAAGUGUGAGACGAACUGUAGAAGCAAAUAAAACCUUUUUUUCCCAGUCGCAUUUUAACUCAGCAUGCCAUAAGCUAUCUCAGGUGUCUCUUGCGCCCUAUUGUUAAUCUGAAUUCUCCUCAUAACGUUGUUGUAUAUAAUGUUGCAUAAUAAACCUCUUCUGCUACAUUUAAAAAUGUUUCAUAAAAGAGAUCAGCGUUGUCUGAAGCUAUAUAGUGACCCAGGAAUAAUGAAAUGCUUUUGUUGGGCUUCUGUUUUUAUGUUGCUGCCUUCAUAUCUCCUUUUAUAGUGAUGACAUGUUAAAAUGUCAGUAUUACUAGUGACUGGUGCACCUGAGAAUUAAUAAGAAAAAAACCAUCUAUUAUUUCUUUUAGUCAUUCACACUCUGCCCAAAUGAGAUUUAUUAAAACUUAAAUUCAGA